Molecule: messenger RNA, 540 nt
Organism: Gilbertella persicaria
Lineage: Eukaryota; Fungi; Mucoromycota; Mucoromycetes; Mucorales; Choanephoraceae
Exons: 2
Coding region: 1-540 (179 amino acids)
Biological process (GO): regulation of DNA-templated transcription
Source: RefSeq, a predicted model, not a curated record
AUGUUGAAUGCAGCCGUGGUUGCCGCCGCGGGACUGACCGAUCCACAACAGUUGAUGUCCAAUCAUUCGAGUAUGGGUAUGCCUCCUUCUUUAAUGGAUAGAAGACAAAGACAAUCUUCAGUAUCGUCCAUAUCAUCUGAUAAAGUAUAUUCAUUUGUAGCUAUCCCUGGUACAAAUCAAAGAAAACGACCACGUAGAAGAUACGAUGAGAUUGAACGUCUCUAUCAUUGUAACUGGCCUGGCUGUACAAAGGCCUAUGGUACACUAAACCAUUUAAAUGCUCAUGUUAGCAUGCAACAACACGGCCCAAAGCGUCAUCCUGCUGAAUUUAAAGAAAUGCGUAAAGAAUGGCGACGUCUAAAAAAAGAAAGAGAAGCAGCCAAGAAACAAGCUGAAGUUGCUUAUCAAGAACAACAACAACAGCAACAGCAACAGCAACAACAACAACAACAACAACAAAUGCUACAACAACAAAUGCAACCAUUUCCAUUUACUACCACUCCAUCAUUUAUGCCAUCUAACAAUAUGCCUCUUUGGUAA